Charadrius vociferus (killdeer) is the source of this 1357-nucleotide messenger RNA. It is a transcript of the gene LIAS, whose product is annotated as lipoic acid synthetase. The record is from RefSeq and is a predicted model, not a curated record. NCBI's taxonomy places the organism in Eukaryota, Metazoa, Chordata, Aves, Charadriiformes, Charadriidae. Bases 1 to 1134 code for a protein of 377 amino acids. Gene Ontology annotation, molecular function: lipoate synthase activity; 4 iron, 4 sulfur cluster binding. Gene Ontology annotation, biological process: lipoate biosynthetic process. The transcript has 11 exons. Gene Ontology annotation, cellular component: mitochondrion.
AUGCUUGACAACGCUUUUGGUGAACAAAUUUUUCCUAAUAUCCAUCCUAAACCUCCCUUGGUGUCUGGGAGCCAUGUGUGUAACCAGUACACAACAUCAGGUUCUUUGCCAGAGGAAAAAAAAGAGUUUCUGCAAAAUGGACCAGACUUGCAAGACUUUGUAUCUGGAGAUUUGUCAGACAAGAGCGCGUGGGCUGAAUAUAAAGGCAAUUUGAAGCGUCAGAAAGGAGAAAGGCUGCGACUUCCUCCGUGGCUGAAAACAAAGAUUCCCAUGGGAAAGAACUACAAUAAACUAAAGAAUACCUUGAGAAGUUUAAACCUUCAUACGGUUUGUGAAGAAGCACGUUGUCCCAACAUUGGAGAAUGCUGGGGAGGUGGCGAAUAUGCUACAGCUACAGCUACUAUUAUGCUGAUGGGUGACACGUGCACUAGAGGUUGCAGAUUUUGUUCGGUCAAGACAGCAAAAAAUCCGCCUCCACUGGAUCCCGAGGAGCCUUACAACACAGCAAAGGCUAUAGCUGAGUGGGGCUUGGAUUAUGUUGUGUUGACGUCUGUGGACAGAGACGAUAUGCCUGAUGGUGGAGCAGAACACUUCGCAAAGACAGUCUCUCAUCUGAAAGAAAGGAACCCGAAGAUCUUGGUGGAAUGCCUCACCCCCGAUUUCCGAGGGGACCUGGCGGCCGUGGAGAAGGUGGCGCGGUCGGGCCUGGACGUGUACGCCCACAACCUGGAGACGGUGCCCGCGUUACAGCGGAAGGUCCGUGAUCCCCGAGCCAACUUUGAGCAAUCCAUACGAGUGCUGAAGCACGCUAAAAAGGUCCAGCCCGGCGUCAUUUCUAAAACCUCCAUUAUGUUGGGGCUAGGCGAGACCGAUGAACAAGUCUAUUCCACGAUGAAACUAUUACGGGAAGCGGAUGUAGAUUGUUUGACCCUAGGACAGUACAUGCAACCAACAAAACGUCACCUAAAGGUUGAGGAGUACAUAACUCCUGAAAAAUUUAAGUACUGGGAAAAAGUAGGAAAUGAUCUUGGAUUCCAUUACACCGCUAGCGGGCCUUUAGUGCGCUCCUCCUAUAAAGCAGGUGAAUUCUUCUUGAAGAACUUGGUAGAAAAAAGAAAGACAAAAGCCAUCUGAAAAUGAGAGUAAACCUAUUUAAAGCAGCCAGUUUUAAGGAUCCUUUUUUUCAGCAUAUCAUUAUACUCAGUUCCAGAAAUGCAGAAGACCAGAUGGUGAAUGUAUGAGUAAGCUUACUAUCUGUCCAGAACACUUUUCUCUCACUGAAACACUUGACAGUAUUUUACCUAAUUCCUCCUGGCAAGGCUACAACUGCAUCGUACUUCUAGUGUUCGGCAAAAAG